UUGCGGUAAUUGUUCGAUUAGUGUAAAAAAGUUGCCAAUGUGCAUUCUAUAGAGCGCCAAGAAAAGAAUUAAAAAAAGUAAAUAAAAAAUCGCAAGCAGCCAAACAACAGCAAAAAAGUUUGUGCGGGCAGCCAAUGAAAUUCUCUCUUUUAACCCUUUUCCCCUGACGUAGCAUUUACCUGUGAAAGUGAAAACGCAAACGAACGAGGCAAGCAAAACAAAACGCGUGUGUGCAAGCAGCAGCAAAAAAAAGGAAACCAAAUCAGAAUUAACAAGCAGUGAGCGACAGAGAGAGAGGGCAGCAUAAGAACCCAAAACAUAACGAAAAUAAAUAUCGACAACUGCAGCAUCGCAGCAGACAAAAAAAAAACAACCAAAAUAGAAGGAAGAACAAGAAGAACAACAAGAGUAACUAAACACAGCCAACGACUGACCCUGAAGCGCCGCUCAUUUAUUAUGUACAACAAUAUGCUCGCGCAGUAUUUGUUUUAAAUCUUUCAUUAUAAUGAAUUCCGCGCGGCAUCAUCGUAUUGGAGUGUUUCUGUCUCCAUAAAUGCCACAUAAACAACAACAACAAAAACAAUAACAACAACAAAAACACAACCAACUGCAAAUAAAGUUGAUCUAGUCAAAAAAUUAACAAAUAUUGAAUAAACCGAUAGAAAUUGCGCCUAAACCAAACGCAAGCUCUUAAACAAGAAGAAGAAAACCAACUGCACACACACACAUAUUUACUAAGGAGCCACAGGCAUACACUGCUCAAAAACGGAGACAGUUAAGAAGAAAACACUGGCUAAGAAGAUGCCCUAUCAUCGUGCCGAUACAUCGGCUCAGGCCGAUAAGCUGAGCGGCAUUGUGGAGGAAAGCGAUUUAUACGAGGGAUUCGCGCCGCAUGUGGAAACAUCCGAAAUCAAAACACUCGAUUUUUACUCUCUACCAAAGCAAACUGGCAAAGAGCCGGCGCUGCGCUCGUUCACCGAAAUCCAACAGCUGCUGCAGCAGGGCAAGAAGCGCGAUGUCAAGAGUAUACUCAGGGAGAACUCGUGGCCAAUUAACUCGCCGAUACGCUCCCAAUUGUGGCCGGCACUGUGCGCCCAGCAUUUGACCAAGCAGAACAUGCUCGAUGGCUUCUACUGGGAGAUGGUGCAUCAGGUCUUUGGCACCACGGAACUGUCGGAUAAGCCCAUCAUGCUGCCCGCCUUUGUGGAUGCCACACAUUGUUUGCCGUAUCAUUUGACCAGCACGGGACGCGCCGUUGCCGAUCGCAUCGUGAAUGUAUUGGGCUAUGAUUGUCCCGACAUUACCUACAGUCCAGUAUUGUAUCCGAUUACAUCGUUACUUUUGCAUUUCAUGUCGGAGGAGGAAGCCUAUUUGUGCCUGGCCGGACUUGUGGGCAGCAAGGAGAAGACAUUCAUUAAUCAAACCAAACUGCAGAAUGAGGUCACCUGGAAGACGGUCAUGCAGAUAGCCAAAAAGCACACAAAAAGUGCCAUUGCGUAUUUCCAACGCAUCUGUCCCAGCCAGAAGCUGGAGCGCGUCUUCAUGGACUGGUGCUGGUGGAUAUUAGCUGGUCUGCCCUUUCAGCAUUUGGUGCGAAUUAUGGACUGCUAUUUCCAUGAGGGCAUCAAGGUGCUAUAUCGCGUCGCCCUGGUCAUACUCAAUCUCUUUCACAAGGAAUGCCAGUCGAACAACGAAUGGAGUCCGGACAAUAUUAAAAACGACAUUGGCAAUGCGCUCAUCAAGUUCUGCAAAAAGAUACCAGUAUCUCCGGCUAAGCUGCUCCAUGCCGCUUUUAGUAUUAGGGGACUCAGUACCCAGUAUAUUUCUAGAAUAUUUAUCAAGACUGAAAUGCUACUAAAAAGCCGAUCCGCAUUCAAUAGCGGCUCGAAGCAAUUAAUCAAAUCGCGUUCAAGUGAUAAUCUGCCCACUAGUCAGUCGCAGGUCAACAUCCAAAUGAUGUCACAUACAUUGACCAUACGUGAGAAGCUGCACUCCGAGAGCUGUCGCAAUUUGGGCGAAAAGUCGCCCGGUCAUAGAGCCAUCGCCAUGGGUGUCUAUCCCAUACACAAUCUCAAAAGUCAAGUCUGUAAGAACGAAGAUCUGUUCACGCUGUGGUCCUGGCUGCCCGUGCGAAUCACCAUGUACCAGCCGGUGCUGCUCUACACCACCGAGGAGCACGGCUGCUCCCUGACGACCUUCUACGUGCGCGUCGAGCAGCACGAGCCCACGCUGCUCAUGAUCAAAACGUGCAACAAUGAGGUAUUUGGCGCCUAUUGCUCGUCGCGCUGGUUUGAGCGCAAUGUCAAGGAUGACAAGGGCCAGAGACAGGCCUACUUUGGCACCGGCGAAACCUUCUUGUUCUCGCUGUAUCCCGAGCGGGCCAAGUAUCCCUGGGUGGGCAUCGAAGGCGAUCGCGAUCUGGGCCACAGCUCCGAGCUCUUUAUGGCAGCUGACUCCAAAAUGAUAACAAUUGGCGGCGGUGAGGGCCAAGCUAUUUGGAUGGAUGAGAACAUACGAUUUGGCAAGACGGACAGCUGUAAGACCUUCAACAAUCCGCCGCUAUGUCCGUCGGGUGACUUUGAGAUACGCGUACUGGAGGUCUACGGCUUCGUGGGCAUCUAAAGCCAUAUAGGCCCGAUUGGCCCAUAGAAACUCAAAACGAAACCAAAUUGCCCGCCGAUGUUCAAGUGCUCAGCUGAAACCCGCACCUAUGCUCCUCUCAGACCUACUCAUACACACACACACACACACACACACACAGUCUAUGCCUACACACAUAUACAUAUAUACAGACAAACACAAUGCGUACGCUUGCGUUUCCGGCUCCAGCGGAAACACUAGGCAGAAGCGAAAGAUGAUGAUGAAGAAGAAGAAGAUUAAUAUUUGUGUAAACAUUUAUAAAAACUUAUUUAUAAAUAUGUAUCUAAAGAGUAAAAACAAAAAAAAAGGCAGCAGUCGUUGUCGUCAUUGCUGUUGUAAUGUUAAAUGUUUAAAACCCAAGCAAAAACAAAUUAUAUAUUGUAUAAUGGAAAUACUCUGUGAGUUAAUGUUUCAAAACGCAAAAGCUUUGAAAUUAUAUACAUACAAUAGUUGUUAUUCAUAAAAAAAAAACUAUUUAUAUAUAUAUACAUAUAUAUCAAAUAUGUGUACAUCUAAAUGUAAAUCGUAAAACGUAACCCUAUUUCUAUAUAACGACUUUAAACGGCAGACAACAAACAAAAUAUAUUCCUUAAAUGAAAAGAAAAGCAAGCAAAAAUAUCAAAAAAAUAUUGUCAUGUUAACUUUGUCUGCACAUUUUGAUAAAUAUUAUUAUUAUUAUUAUUAUUAUGAUUAUGCCUAAAGUAAUUUGUAUGUUUACUUUUAUUAUUAUUUUUCUGCUUUCUGUAAACCAAAUUUACUGACUUGACUGAAUUCGUUAUAAAUGUUAUUAAUAUUAUUAUUACAUAUGUGUAUAAAUUAUAUACUUUGUAAAUUGCAUUGGAAACUUUUUUAUUUUCUUACUAUUGCUAGUUUCUAUAUAUAUAUAAACUACCUAUAUAUAUAUAUAUAAAUAUCCAUAUACAACUGAAAUUUGCAGCAUGAAUUCAAAGCUAAAACAAAACACUAAACUUGCAGUGCAGUGUAAUAGUUAUAUAAACGUAUGCUAUAGCUACGGUUAGAAGCCACAAUAAAGCUAUUUGGGCGUGCAGGGUGCGAGGUCGAUAAAGUGGGGAUUUAAGGGUCGGGGGGUGUGCACACAUGUCACAUAUUGAUCUCAUUUAUGAUCCGUAUCCAAAGCUUACAACAAAUUCAAUGUUUAUUUAAGACUCAUUCCAUUUGUGCAUUGCUCAAACUACACUCUUUUUUUUUAUUUUUAUAAACUUACUCACCGACAAAAAUUUUGAACUAUUUUGUUUCUAUACAAAAACCUAUUUUUCUUUUCAUUUUUCUAGUCAAGAGAAAACAAGAAAAAUUUCAAACAUGUUGUGCACAAAGUUUCUUUAUUUUUGGUAGGCGCUUGCGCACGCCCACUUUAGCGACUGCUCUUUGCACUACUCAAGCGAAUUGUUACAAUCACAACGAAUACAAAACUUAUAUAGAAAAUAUUACAACAAUUAACAAUACAUAAAUCAUAAAUGUAAACUAUGCCAAAAAAGAAUGCGAUUUGCUGUUGCUGCUGCGCCGACUCAAAGUUCUAUGCGCCACUCAAUUUUAGUUUAGAUGAAACGCAUAGAUCAAUACUCUAUGAACAAAUGAAUCAACACAUUUCGGAGCUGGACUCCAAAAUAAAAAAAAGAACACACACACACCUCACUCAUUUGCAACACACACACACACACAUGUGGCAAGGCAUGACAGCAAAUUUGUAAAAUGUUUGUGGCUGGUUAAAAGAAAACAUAUAUAUAUAUAAUAAAUUAUGUGUAUAUUAUAAAUUUAGUUUUUAAUUAAUUAAACUCUCUGUGUUGUUGAAAGAAUUGUGUAUGUAAACAGCAUUAAAUAUGGCAUAUGCUAUAGCUCAUACCCAUAAUAGCCUAGCUGAAAAGUUUGAUUAAUUCAAAAGUGAAAAAAUAUGAAGUUAAAAAAAUUAUGUAUAAAUAUAUUUGUUACUUGUUUCUGCGCUGUUGAUAAAA
Drosophila montana is the source of this 4610-nucleotide messenger RNA. It is a transcript of the gene sky, whose product is annotated as GTPase-activating protein skywalker. The transcript has 12 exons. The record is from RefSeq and is a predicted model, not a curated record. Gene Ontology annotation, biological process: response to oxidative stress. Gene Ontology annotation, cellular component: nucleus. Lineage: Eukaryota; Metazoa; Arthropoda; Insecta; Diptera; Drosophilidae. The coding region runs from base 802 to 2622 and encodes 606 amino acids.